AUUUUAUUAGAUUGAAUAAUAACUUCACAAUGUCUAUAAUUCUUAUAUUCAAUUUCUAAUUCUAGAGAAUUUGCGUUAUCAACACAUAAUGACAAAUCCCUUAAACUCAAUAAAGGUGGAAGAAGGUUUAGAGUAUAAUAAUUAAAUAUAUCAUAGUGAAUAACCAAUUGAAUCUAAAUCAACUAUUGAGUCUGUUAAAUAGUUUGCUGGUGAUUUAAAAGCGUAGGUACCAAUUAAGAAAACAAGACGCAAGAAUGUCAGAAAAACAUACAAUAAUGGUAUUGAGAAUAUUUAAUGAAAGGUCACUGGACCCAAAAGGAACAUCGUUUAUAUUUGUAAUUUAUAGAAACAAAUAAGGAAAUAAUGAUGAAAUCAGAUAUGAAAAAGCAAGAGAAGAUUUUUAAAUAGAUGUCACUUGUAAUAAAAACUAGAUCACCAUCGCAAUGUAGAUCUCAUCAUUAAAAAUUCAAUCCUUUCUGAG
This is a messenger RNA of Paramecium sonneborni, 481 nucleotides long. Lineage: Eukaryota; Ciliophora; Oligohymenophorea; Peniculida; Parameciidae. The record is from the annotation of a GenBank genome assembly.